This is a messenger RNA of Spirodela intermedia, 2352 nucleotides long. Lineage: Eukaryota; Viridiplantae; Streptophyta; Magnoliopsida; Alismatales; Araceae. The record is from the annotation of a GenBank genome assembly.
AUGGUUCCCCUCCUCUUCUUUCUCUUCCUGUUCUCCUGGUUUCCCCCGGGGAAGCCUGAUCUAGAGUCGGACAAGGCGGCUCUGCUGGCAUUUCGCGACGCCGUCGGCAGAUCCGUGCUGCAGUGGAACGCGUCCUCCUCCUCGCCGUGUUCAUGGCAGGGGGUCACCUGCCAGGCUGGCAACGUCUCCAUCCUCCGCCUCCCCGGCGUGGGGCUCUACGGCCGGAUACCUGACGGCGCGCUCGGCAACCUCACCGGCCUGCGGACUCUGAGCCUCCGCUUCAAUGGCCUCUCGGGGAGGCUGCCGGCGGACCUGGCGGCCCUUGGGGAACUGCGGAAUCUCUAUCUGCACAACAACCGCUUCUCCGGCGAGAUCCCUUCUUCCAUUCUCUCACUGCGGAACCUCGUCCGGCUGAAUCUCGCCCAAAACGCGUUCGCCGGCAGCAUCCCUGCCGGGAUCGGGAACCUGAAGCGCCUGCGCACCCUGUUCCUCGAGGGGAACCAGUUGACUGGCCAGAUCCCCGACUUCAAUCUCACUCUGGACCAGUUCAACGUCUCCUUCAACCGGCUCAAUGGCUCGAUCCCUAGGAGCCUCCGGACGAUGCCGGGCAGCGCCUUCUUCGGCUUGGAUGUCUGCGGAUUGCCCUCCAGUCCUUGCCCCGACGAGGUCCCCUCGCCAGCGCCUUCUCCUGUUGAACCGACCCCCCCUGACGAUGGCGGAAACAGGAAGAAGAAGAAACUGUCCGGUGGAGCGAUCGCCGGCAUCGCCAUUGGCUCCGUCGUUGGGUUCCUGGUCCUCUCACUGCUGCUAUUCUUCCUUUUCUGCGGAGGAAGGAGGGAGAACAGGACGAGGUCUGUGGAGGUUGCUGCAUCUCCGCACUCGCCGGGGGCGGAGGCAUCGACGAGGACCAAAGGGGAUGCCCCCGGAGGAGGCGGCGCCGCCGCAGCUGCUGCUUCCGCGGCGGUUGCUUCAGCAGCGGUGGUGGCGGCGAGGGGAGAAUCGAACAGCGGCGCGAGCAAGAAUCUGGUGUUCUUCGGAUCAGAUGCGAGAGUAUUCGACGUGGAGGAGCUGCUCAGGGCGUCUGCGGAGGUGCUCGGGAAGGGGACCUUCGGCACUGCCUACAAGGCGGUGCUGGAAAGCGAGAGGGUGCUGGCCGUGAAGAGGCUGAGGGACGUCGAGCUCCCGGAGCAGGAAUUCAGGGCGAAGAUCGAACCCGUCGGCGCCAUGGUCCACGGUAAUCUGGUUCCCCUUCGAGCCUACUAUUACAGCAAGGACGAGAAGCUCCUCGUCUACGACUUCAUCUCCGAGGGUAGCCUCUCCUCCCUCCUCCACGGUAAGCCCCUCCAUUCUUCCUCUUCUUCUUCCUUUCUUCUUCCUCUUCCUCUUCCUCUCACCUUCUCCCUCUCCCUCUUCAUCUUCCUCUUUUCUCUUUCCCUCUCUCUCUUCAUCUUCCUCUUCCUCUUUUCGUCUUCCGCUUCCUCUUCUUCCUCUUUCUCUUCCUCUCUCCUUCCUCUUCUUCUUCCUCUUUUUCUUCCUCUCUUCGCGUUUCUCUCUUCCUCUCUUCCUGUCUUCCGCUUCCUACUUUCCUGUCUUCUCUUCCUGCUUAAGAUCACUACUUCCUGGUCUUCGACCUCCGGGAAUUCCGUCGAACGGUUCCGAACCAGUCGGAAUUAGACAAACCGGAGCAAGAAUCUAUCGAAAACCAGGGAAGAAGGUGGAUUCUGAUCGAUCGAUCGAUGUGUCGACUAUUUUACAGGCACCAAAGGAACCGGGCGUCCCCCGCUGCACUGGCGGACGAGGGUGGAGAUCGCUCUCGACGCCGCCCGCGGCGUCGCCUACAUCCACUCCACCUCCCCAUCGGCCUCCCACGGUAACCUCAAGUCCUCCAACGUCCUCCUCCUCUCCGGCACCGCCCUCGUCUCCGACCACGGCCUAGCCCCCCUCGCCAGCGCCGUCGCCUCCCCCUUCUCCGGCCGCCUCUCAGGCUACCGGGCCCCGGAAGUCACCGAUUCCCACCGGAUCUCCCAGAAGGCCGACGUCUACAGCUUCGGCGUCCUCCUCCUCGAGCUUCUCACCGGCAAGGCCCCUGCGCAGGCGCUGCUCAACGAAGAAGCCGUCGAUCUCCCCCGCUGGGUGCAGUCCGUCGUUAAGGAGGAGUGGGCCUCCGAGGUCUUCGACCCAGAGCUUCUCCGAUACCAGGACGUGGAGGACGAGAUGGUCCAGCUCCUCCAGCUCGCCAUUGACUGUACCGCCCAGUACCCCGAUAAGCGCCCCGCCAUGCCGGAGAUAGUUUCCCGCAUCGAGCAGAUCCACCGCUCCAGCUCCCGUUCUGACGACCAGCAGAAGGUAUAG